This is a messenger RNA of Punica granatum (pomegranate), 1278 nucleotides long. Lineage: Eukaryota; Viridiplantae; Streptophyta; Magnoliopsida; Myrtales; Lythraceae. The record is from RefSeq and is a predicted model, not a curated record.
GCUCGGCGUACAGAUAUAGCAAAAACGCCGGCACCUACAAUCGGCAGAGCAGCGCCGUGUUCAAAUGGAUUGCCAUUGUUCCAGCCACCUCCGGCCCUCUUCUCUGGUCCUCCCCCGCAAUCCUUUCUCUCUGCUCCCACAAUCCCAGCUAUCCUCCAACCUCAGUUUCUCGAGAUUGAAGAAGCAUAGAGACAAGGCUCGCCAUCGCCUUGUGAUUAGAAGUGCGUGCGAGCCUGGCGAUAGUGGCUGCGUUAAUGGGUUCCCUGUGACCCCAAAUAAGCUCUUUAUGCAAGAGGCAAUUGGAGCUGAAUAUGGGGAGGGCUUUGAGACAUUCAGGGCAGAUGGGCCCCUGAAGAUUGAUGUUGACUUUCUGAACGAUAGAUUGCAAGAAGGGUUUCUUCAACGCAUCCGUUAUGCAAUGAAACCGGACGAGGCUUAUGGGCUUAUAUUCUCCUGGGACAAUGUCGUCGCAGAUAAUAGGGCUUUAAAGUUGAACGCUUGGAAACAGCUUGCAGCUGAAGAAGGAAAAGAGAUCCCUGAAGAUGUCAAAGUCCAAAGAGACGUGCUCUGUGCAGGUGCUGAUCAUGUUUUGCGUAAGGUAUUGCUGUGGGAUGAAGCAGGGGAAGAAAUGGACAGGUUAAAGGCAAGGCUUGCCCAGUUGUAUUACGAUAACCUUCUACAACUUACAAAACCCAUAGAGGGACUGGAAGAAUGGCUAGAUGCUAUGCGUACAGCUCGAAUCCCUUGUGCUGUUGUAUCUAGUCUUGAUCGGAAAAACAUGGUGGAAGCCCUAGAACGCAUGAGGCUUAAAAAGUAUUUUCAGGCAAUAGUUACAGAGGAAGAUGGCAUGGAGUCUAUGGCCCAUAGAUUUCUCUCUGCUGCCCUGAAGUUGGAUCGAAAGCCAUCGAAAUGUGUCGUGUUUGAGGACGACCCAAGAGGAGUAACAGCUGCACACAAUUGCACAAUGAUGGCUGUGGCACUAAUUGGAGCUCAUCCGGCGUACGAUUUGGAGCAGGCUGAUCUCACGGUUGCAAGUUUCCACGAGCUCUCGGUGAUCAACCUCCGGAGGUUAUUCGCCAACAAGGGCUCCACGUUUAUGGACCUUCAGAAGCAGAUCACUGAGAAAGCUCCCCCGAAACGAAAGCUUACUAUCGAUACGAUUUUUUGAUUCUUUCAUAGAACUCAUACCUUUUCUGCCUGCUCUUGCUGUAAAUUAAGACGACUCAUCCUCCCAUUAUUUUUCUCUACUUACAAGAGUGUUGUUCUGUUGUUGUUCCA